AUGUCAACAAAGUCUGUGGUGUUCUCACAAUUUAGAAAGAUGUUGAUCUUGCUAGAAGAGCCACUCAAGGCUGCUGGUUUUGAAGUAGUGAGAUUGGACGAGCGCAUGAAGAGUACCAGAAAGAGGAAUAGGUUGGUAGAAGAAUUUGAAAACAUGAACUCAGCAAAUUCUCACAUUGUUCUUCUGGCAGAUCAUAAAGCUUCGAACGCGUGCAUAAAUCUUACAUUCGCAACAAGGGCAUACCUGCUGGAGCCAUGGUGUAACCCGAUUAUUGAAGAUCAAGCAAUAAAUCGGCUACAUCGGAUUGGACGUCAACAGGAAAUAAAGAUUACAAGGAUAAUAACUAAAAAUAGCAUCGAGGAGAGGAUAAUGCAAUUGCAUGAGUGGAAAAAGAAUUUAAGAAGUGGAGGUCAUGCAGAGAAUAUGGAUAAAAGGCAAAUUCACCGAGAAGAAUUUCGCAUUCUUAUGGCAUUGUGA
Molecule: messenger RNA, 477 nt
Organism: Papaver somniferum (opium poppy)
Lineage: Eukaryota; Viridiplantae; Streptophyta; Magnoliopsida; Ranunculales; Papaveraceae
Product: putative SWI/SNF-related matrix-associated actin-dependent regulator of chromatin subfamily A member 3-like 1
Exons: 1
Coding region: 1-477 (158 amino acids)
Source: RefSeq, a predicted model, not a curated record